Molecule: messenger RNA, 3903 nt
Organism: Copidosoma floridanum
Lineage: Eukaryota; Metazoa; Arthropoda; Insecta; Hymenoptera; Encyrtidae
Product: transient receptor potential cation channel subfamily A member 1 homolog
Biological process (GO): monoatomic ion transmembrane transport
Cellular component (GO): transmembrane transporter complex; membrane
Molecular function (GO): monoatomic ion channel activity; protein binding
Source: RefSeq, a predicted model, not a curated record
UAAAACGAGACUCUCUCUCUCUCUCUCGAUAACGAUCGGCUGGAAGAUCUUGUGGAUGUGAAGCGACGAUUGUGUCAAAGAGAAAGAUCUGUCAGAUCCAGCUUAUCUUGGGAUCGGCAAGAUAGCCACCGACGCGUUUUAUCGCUAGUGUGGGCCCCCAAAGCGAUCGUUUUAAAAAACCACCCCAAACGUACACUUUUGCCAAGUGUGUAAUCUAUACGUUUUGUUUCACGGCUUCUCCCAUCCAUUACCUUCCCGAUCGGGUCUCUCUUCGGCGGCAUACGCCUACAAGAGUGCACAGCCGUCAGUUCUCGUCGAGACGGCAGUCGGACCAGGCAUCAUCAUCAUCAGCUGCCCAUUACAAAGACCAAAUCGGCCUAUACAGAAGGCACGAGGAGUACUAGAAGCAGCAGCAGCACAUAGGGGGAGUGCUAAAGAAAAGAGCGAGCGAGGGAGAGAGAAACGCACAAAUGACCGGCUAAAGUGGCUCAAACGAGCGUACAGUGGAUAUGUUAUAAUGAUGACGGCUUCUACGUCAGUGAGGUGACAUUUUCGUAGCGCGUGCGUUGUACCUUUUAUCUUUUAACAUACCUACCUACUGCGCAACCACGAUUUACACUUGUGUUUCGGUGUGCGUGUGUGUUUGUGUAUUCAUCCAGUGGCCGAUUCGUAAAAGGAUUCGUCGUCUUUAUUUAAUCGUCACCUCUAUACACCCACUGCCGAUUAUUUCGUUAUCCGGCCAUUGUCACCGAGAUGGACCGUUAAUGCGACUUGUUUGUUUAUUCCUCGUAUCUCAGAAAAAUUAGCGAGAGCAACCAGGAUGACGCACUCGUGGAAGCUGAACGAGGUAGUGGGCGACGCGUCGGCCCCGAUCAACAGCAGGGCCCCUCGGUCGCCGGUCUGGGAGUGCCACAAGUCACGGCACCACUCGGUCGGCUGUAUCUACGAGCGCAGGGGCUCGCGCGGCGCGGCUCGCCAGUUUCGAGGUGCCUCGGUGUGCCCGGCCACCACGGACAAGAUCAUCAUGGAGGACGAAGCCAACGGGCCCGAGCCCCGGGAGAUCGACGCCGGCACCCCGCCACCGGUCGACGACUCGUUGUUCUUCGACCAAGAGUUCGAGGCCCUGAAGCACGUGAAGGUCGACGGUGCGAGCCUCAAAACGGCCAUGUGGGCGGCCUUCGGGGUCCUCGAGAUGAAGCGCCUCCUCGAGAUGGAGCAGGGCCUGAUCGAGCGGGGCCCCGACAACAAGCUCCUGUCGUGCUCCGACCAGCGCCUCCGCAACAUAGCCCUCCUCUGGGCCUCCUUCCGGGGCCUGGCCCACCUUCUGCCCCGCCUCGAGGAGAGCGGCGCCGACAUCACCUACGUCGAGGAACGAACCGGCAUGAGUCCCCUCCACGUGGCCUCGCUCUCCGGAAGCGUCGCCUGCCUCGAGUACCUCAUAGCCAGGGGUGCGGACGUCAAUCAGGUGAACCCGGCGAUCCACUACGCUCCCCUGCACUUUGCCGCGCUCUCCAACUCCAGCGAGGCCGCGGAGCUGCUGCUCAGACACGGGGCUCGGCUCAAUCAGCCGCCCAGCUGCCGCGGCGAGGAGGACGACGAGGUCGAGCCGGUCCUGCACUGCGCGGUCCGGGCCAAGAGCGAGGCGGUCGUCAAGCUCCUCCUCGACUCGGGUGCCAGCGUCUCGGCCAAGAACAGCAAAGGGGAGACGCCCCUCCACGUGGCCUGCCUCGUCCAGUCGCUGCCCUGCGCCGAGAUGAUUCUCUUGCAGCUGGGAGGUGCUGCCGUGGACGUGAACGCCCUCGACCAGGAGCACCGGACCCCGCUGCACAACGCGGUCAUCGACAAGUCGGCCGUACCCGAGCUCGUGGAGCUCCUCCUGAAACACGGGGCCGCGCCCAACGUGGCCGACCGCAACAAGCUGACCCCGUUGCACAUAGCGGCGCUCAACGAGCUGGCCGAGUGCGUCGACGUGCUCAUAUGGGCCGGGGCGGACGUGAGCGCGACCAAUCGGGCCGGCCUCACGGCCCUCAACAUCAUCCUCCGCAAGAUACCCGAGUGCCUCCAGGUCUUUCGCCAACGGCUCGACAACUCGAUCAGGCUGAGGCGGCCCGUGCCCCACAACCGCGAGUUCGAGAUGCGGCUGCACUUUGAGCUCUUGUUCGCCAGCGACGGCCGAGCCUGCGAGACGAGCUUCAUCAACACCUUCGUCCAGGAACACCAGAAGGACCUGCUCUCCCAUCCCCUGGUCAUGGCUUUUUUGCACCUCAAGUGGGAGAAGAUACGCAAGUUCUACCUGAUGCGGAUUCUCCUGUACACCCUGACGGUCGUCUGCAUGACGACCUACGUCCUCGCCUACAAGUGCCUCAACGAGAACAACAACUCCAAGAUCUGCAACAACAAGCGGGCCUCGGGCUUUCUUUUCAGGCGCAACGUCAUCCAGAUCGAGUGGUACGUCUCUCUGGUGCUGACCCUCAUCAUGAUACCGCGCAAGAUAUUCGGCUUCAUGGUCCACAAGUCGGCGAGGCAGUACUUCAUGAACAUCGACAACUUUCUCGACGCCAUCGUCAUCAUCAGCGUCUUCGUUACCUCGUUCGUUUACACCGGGGUCACCUACGACUGGCAGAACUACGUCGGGGCCUUUGCCGUUCUCUGCGCCUGGACGAACCUCAUGCUCAUGGUCGGCCAACUACCCGCCUUCGGCACCUACGUCGCCAUGUUCACCCACAUACAGUUCGAGUUUGCCAAGCUGCUGCUCGCCUACUCGGGUCUGCUCAUAGGCUUCACCAUCAGCUUCUGCGUGAUCUUCGUGGGCGAGCCCUCGUUCGACAACCCCCUCACGGGCCUCAUUAAGGUGCUCGCGAUGAUGGCCGGUGAGCUGGACUUUGAGGGUCUCAUCAACCAGGACGUCAUCCUCAGGGACGACUCGUUCGUCCUCUACCAUCCUCUCUCUGUGUGCUCGCAGAUACUGUUUACCCUCUUUAUUGUAUUCGUCACCGUGAUACUCAUGAACCUGCUGGUGGGGAUCGCCGUGCACGACAUCCAGGGCUUGAGGAACCACGCCGGACUGACCAAGCUCGUGCGCCAGACCAAGCUCAUCCUCUUCUCCGAGCAGUUCCUCCACACCGUGCUCCACCUGCGCGUCAUACCGGACUUUGUUAAAAAGUGGAUGUGCGACCACAAGAUCGACGUGGACAACAGGAAACGGGUACUCGUGGUCAAGCCCCUCAAUCCGCUGGAGAAGAGGUUGCCCAAGGACAUACUCAAGGCCGCGUACGAGAUCGCCCAGAGGAACGCACCACUCGUUGACGAGGAUGACGUGAGCCUGGUCGAGCACGUCAAUUGGCUGAAGAAUCACAGCGAGGAGAGCAUCGACUGUCUGCUGCAAACGACGCUGGGCCAGCUAUCGACGCAAAUCAAGGCCUCCGACAAGGACAUCAGAGUCAUCAAGGAACAGCUGCUGGAUACCAACAAGACGCUUAAGACUCUGCUGCUGAAAGCUCGGACAAGAUGAAACGAUCCAAGUAACCAACGCGGAGUAAGCUUUGAUCAUUUACUUUUCGAUGAAUAGACAUCGAGAGAGAGAAAUGGUUAUCAACGAAACUUAUUCUUUGAACGAUUGUUUCGAUCUGAUGUAUGAUACAACUAGUAUUGUAUGUUUUUUAAAAUUGUCUCUGUACAUAUAAUCUUUUGAUAAAUGAUCAAUUUUUUAGUUGUAGCGUUAGCGUUGUUGUUAUCACUUGUAACAUACUCAUUUGCAGGAUCAUUUCCAAAAAUAUACGUAUUUUACAUUGACUCGCUGCGUUUGAAAUGUAUUUAUAAUAGUACAAAAUAUGGUUGUAAGAAAAAUUAUAACUUUUAAUGUAACUAUCCAAACUUUACUGAAUAAAGUACUCAUUUACGUCA